CGCCGUCCGUGCUCGGAGCGCGGCGGCGGCGGCGGCAGCAGCGGGAGCCCCCGGCGAUGCCCGCGCUGCUCCCGCCGCUGGCCGCCCCCUGAAGACACCCCUCUCUAUUGCCUCCCUUCUCCAGCGACCUCAGGCUCUGCGCCCCCUUUUCCCCCUUCCUUCCUUCCCCCCUUCCCUUUAUUCCCUCCCCCCCCUCCCUUCCCAGCCUCUUUAUCCUCCUUUCCUUGAGACCCUCCGCACCCGCCCGGCUGCCGUGUGGAUGCGGGCCGGGGUGCCUGGCUGCGCGGGCGGCGAGAGCCGAUGCUGAGGGGCCGGAGGAGGAUGGAGUGCACCCUCGAUGCGCAGAGUUUGAUCAGUAUUUCCCUGCGGAAGAUCCACAGCUCCCGCACGCAGCGAGGCGGCAUCAAGCUCCACAAGAACCUGCUCGUCUCCUAUGUGCUCCGCAACGCCCGGCAGCUCUACCUGAGCGAGCGCUACGCCGAGCUCUACCGCCGCCAGCAGCAGCACUACCCCGACGGCGCCCCGCUCCUCGCCAUGCCCGCCUGCCCGCCGCCCGCCGCCGCCGCCCCGCCGGAGCUGGCGGCGCUCCCGCUGCCCGCCGACACGCAGGACCGCGAGGCGCGGAGCUGCGGGGCUGCGCGGGGCGGCGCGGAGCUGCUGGAGGUGCCGGUGUGCGCGGCGCCCCCGGAGCUGCAGAGAGCGCCCUGCAGAGACUCGUCCCCGGGCUUCUACCGGGCCCCCGGCAGCGCCGGUCCCGGUGGCGGAGGCGCGGCCCCGGGGCUGCUCUACGCCGCCGGCUGUGACUUCGGGAGCGGCGGGGCCCCGCACUGUAGCAGCCGCACCACGGUGCUGGAUUUGGACACUCACGUCGUGACCACGGUGGAGAACGGGUACUUGCACCAGGACUGCUGCUCGCAGUGCCCCUGCUGCUGCCAGCCGGCACCGGGGCUCGCCUCCCCGCCGCCCGCGCCCGGCACCAAGCGCAAGUAUUACCCGGGGCAGGAGGAGGAAGAGGAGGGGGUGGAGGAAGGGGAGCCGGGGGGAGGCGGGGUGGCGGGCGGCCCCCCCUUCGCCCCGUGCACCAAACGCGCCCGCUUCGAGGAGUACAGCGCCGAGCACCCCCAGGACUCUUCCAACAUCUCCAACUUGAUCUCCAUCUUCGGCUCCGGUUUCACGGGGCUGGUGAGCCGGCAGCAGGCGGACUCGGAGCAGCCCCUCAACGGGCAGCUGUGCAGCAAGCAGGCGCUGGCGAGCCUGGGAGCCUGGACUCGGGCCAUCGUCGCGUUUUAGAGAGGAGCGGAGGAGCAGAGGGGGCGGGGGGGGUCUUGGCAAAACGGGGGUGCGAUCCGAGGAACGGCGGCUCCGGAGGGGGGACCCUGAAACAAAGGCGGGGAGGGGGGUUGGGGCGAAGGGAGGGGGGGUGGGGGGUGUCGAGGGGUGCGCAGGGGAGGCGGGAGGGCAGAGCCACGCUAGUGUUUUAUAAAUUGUACAAUAAAGAAAAAAAAAUCUAAGCGCUUUGGACCAUAUUUUUGCAGAGAUGAGAG
Messenger RNA from Pipra filicauda (Wire-tailed manakin), 1544 nucleotides. It is a transcript of the gene IER5L, whose product is annotated as immediate early response 5 like. The coding region runs from base 301 to 1290 and encodes 329 amino acids. NCBI's taxonomy places the organism in Eukaryota, Metazoa, Chordata, Aves, Passeriformes, Pipridae. The record is from RefSeq and is a predicted model, not a curated record. The transcript has a single exon.